Messenger RNA from Fulmarus glacialis (Northern fulmar), 3869 nucleotides. It is a transcript of the gene URB1, whose product is annotated as URB1 ribosome biogenesis 1 homolog (S. cerevisiae). The record is from RefSeq and is a predicted model, not a curated record. Gene Ontology annotation, cellular component: nucleolus. Gene Ontology annotation, biological process: maturation of 5.8S rRNA from tricistronic rRNA transcript (SSU-rRNA, 5.8S rRNA, LSU-rRNA); maturation of LSU-rRNA from tricistronic rRNA transcript (SSU-rRNA, 5.8S rRNA, LSU-rRNA). The transcript has 23 exons. The annotation marks the transcript as partial. Lineage: Eukaryota; Metazoa; Chordata; Aves; Procellariiformes; Procellariidae.
GUAUCGUCACUGAAAAGGGCCUCCGAGAGGAGGUCCCUCCUGUUCUGCAGCACCAUAUACUGAAAGUGGCUUUGGAACUUCCUGCAAAUAAAUUUGCCUGGUUCAGAAUACAGGAUGUUUCUGAGACAGAGAAGGUAUCUGGUGAAAAAUCAGUAUUCUAUUUACUGAUGAAAAUGUUUGUUACAAGUAAGCAUUCUCAUCUGAAAAUUUCAACCAAAAAACUAAUCAUCAAGGUUUUACGUGACAGUGGAGUGUUUGAGUACACGUGGAAGGAACUUUCAGUUUGGCUGGAACACUUGGAUAAUACAAAAGAAGACAAAAAGGAAGCAGUGAUUCAAUUUUUGGAAAGGAUCCUGUUGAAACUGGUGACAAAUCCCUAUCCAUAUACAGAUAAAGCAGCAGACCUUGUUCAGGAAGCCAGUAUGCUCCAAGUUAAUAUGUUUAAACAAGACUCUGAUAACGUCAGCAUCCCCAUCUCUCACAUUGACGAUGUUCUGGAUAUGGUGGAUGUCCUAAUUGAGGGCAGUGAUGGCUUAGAUGAAGAAAUUGGGUUCACUUUAAAUGAAGACAUGAUUAUUCAAACAUUUCCAUUUAGUGCUGUUGUCCCUGCUGCAUUAGAAGCCAGGAAUACACUGUUGCUUCAGACUGAAAAUGGAACAGGAGCACACAUCGUAGAGUAUCUUGUUGCUGUUUUCACUGACCUCCUGCACUCUCAGAGAGAACCCCUCGCCCUCUGCUUGAUGUUCCAGCUCUAUGAUAAAGAUCUGCAGUCCCUGAAAGUUUCUAAGUAUCCUCAGCUCUAUCAGUUUAACCAGUACUAUAAACUCUGGAUACCCCAGCAAUCUCAGGAACCUAUGUUUAAAAAAUGCAAAGAGGUAUGCAAAGAAUCUGCUGUGGCCCUGGAUUCUGUAUUUACCGCUUUGCUAAAGACAGCCUAUGAAAGAGGAAGCAAUACCUUACUGGAAGACGAUAUCCAGACAACAUUGAGAGACUUGGCUUCCCAGCUCCCGCCUGAACAGCUUUUGUUAGGAGUAAAGCAUGUGUUGCUAUACCUGAAAUCCACAGUGGAGAACUUUGGCAGUCUUAGUAAAACUUUCGGUCCUCACCUUGUUGACCUCUAUGUGGACCUGCUGAGCAGCUUGUUGUGCCGGGGAAAUCAGAUAGAGUUGGAUAAUCAGCAGAAACGAGAAGAGCAUCAAACUGAAUCAGAUCUCUUUAUGGAUGAGGAAUCUCUGAUUACAGAGGAGUCUUCAAAUGACAAGACACUAGAAGAUACACUCAUGUUGAUUUUCAGACAUCCUACGCUGGAGAGUUGGUUCCUGGCUUUAGAACAACGUUCUCUUCCUCAGCACAGUUUAAACCCUGUCGCUGUGAAGCUCCUGUCGGCUCACCUCAAUUCUGGUGUGCUCCAGCUGUUGAAAACGGGUGCCCCGAUGUUGCAGAGGAUGGAUCACAAACAUGUGUUAUCGAAGUAUUUUGAAGCUGUCACAAAAAGUGUCUUGAAUGAGCUACAGGCUGUGGGGAAAGACAAAAGCCAGGUCUCUCCCAAGAAGUCUCACCAGCUGGAGGCUCUGGAGGAGUUGUACAUAUACAUGGCUGCAGCUCAGCUGAAGGAGAUCACUUUAACCAUGCUGCGACUUCCUGAGAUGAGCUUGACUACUCAGAAAUCUGAAAAAUCCCCUAAAAAAGGGAAACGGUUAAGCUUCUAUGGACAGAUUUUGGUGCAGCUCCUUAAAGAGAGCUACCAAAGGCAGCCCCAACAAGGAGAACUACUGCUAUCCACAGAGCACAUUAAAGCUUUGGGGAUAUUGAUGUCAGCAUCAGCCAGCAAAGAUUUAGAGAAAGUUUUCCUUCAGGCUCUCCGAAGCGAGCCAGUCCUUGCACAUGCAGUCAGUGUAGAGGUUCAUGUUCACUGCCUUAACCAGAGGUCAGAAACCUCCCUUGCCAUUGUGGGCAUGCUGAUGAAACACUGUAGGACUCACCUGCUGCAGUUUGAGCUGUGGUGUCUGAACAGUGCCACUGGAAAGUACCUCAGGAAGAACAUGGAGAGCUUUCUUCCACUCAUUAAUGUGUAUUUGCAAUGCAGAGACCAGUAUGAUUUCACCCGACCUUCCUCAGUUGUCUCAGCUGUUAUACCUGUCUUGAGGAAAGCUCUGUGGAAGGAGCUCUGUGGUGUACUUCAAGACACAGAAGCAUCUCAUGAGACCACUGUGAAACUGCAAGUUCUUUCGAAGUUGUUGCCAUCUUCAGAAAGCAAAGGGCUGCGAAACCUUAUUGACCAGCUUCCUGCUGCUCUUGAGAAAGCAGAAAGUAACGAGAGUUGGACAGUGGCAGAUGCCAUAUCUAGAGUGCUUGAAAACUCCGAAGAGCUGCAUUCCUGGAGGAGACGCCUGUUAUCAGCCUGCAUGAAGGAGUUAAUUGUCAUGUACAACAUCUGUAAAAAUGAAAGCAAGCAAGAAGUGGAGAGGUCCAUGCUGCUGAGGCUAGAAGAAUUAUUGCGCUUUGUUGAAGAAGUGGACCCAGAUGAGUGGUACAGCCUUGUGAAGGCGGGACUCAAGUACCGCUACAGAGAUGAAGCAUUUUUGAAAGUCCUGAACAUUGCUAUUCAGUUAUUAUACAAGAAAGAAUCCUCACUUAGUCAGAGAUUAGUCAAACUCUCCAAACUUCAUAUGAUGGUCACGCAGCACUCUCUAUUUUUGUCAGCCAUACUGAGGUCAAGAGAAGAAGAUGGCACAAACAUCCAGACAAGAGAGGCCUUGGUGGAUAUACUGCUGACAGUUGUGAAACUCAGCCCUUCUCUCUGUGAGAGCAGUCACCUUGCUGUGUUGCUGGGUGCCUACGGGGCUACACUGAGUGCUGUAGAUCAGAAGAUACUGCUACUGCUUCAGUUAUAUGAGAAGAAUAAUCAAAGUCUUAUAAAUUCCAGAAUCCUGCUAUGGGGUCCAGCCGCUGUGGAGCAUCACAAGACUUGUAAGAGUCUAGGGAAGUCACUAUGGCAGCAGCCAAGCAUGGAGGAGAUUCUGUGUCUGCUAGAUCGAGAAAAGAUGAUGAAGACAAUUCUGUCUUUUCCUCAGCAUCGCCGUCUCCUGUCAUCACAGGAAGUACACGUGUCACUAUAUAGAGAUGAAAGUGUCGAGAGUCUUGAUGACUUCUAUGAUCCUUGUUUUCUACUUCAGCUCUUUAGUGAACUGACCAGACCAGAGUGUGUAGUGGCAUGUCACAAGUUUGUCGAAGUCAAUGCCCUGGGUCUAACAGUAGCUGCCCUUAGCAGCUAUGAUUCCAACAUGAGAGCAGCCGCGUAUUUUGUCCUGGCUUCCUUUCGUUCUCAUCUGGAAGGAGCUCGCUUUCGAGAGAAGAGCCAGUUGCUGUAUCUCUUGGAUGCUGUGCAAAAUGGAAUCAGGCAGCCGAACCUCAGAUUUACCUUCUCUUUGACCCUCUACAUUGCUCGUGUGGCACAGCAGAUUCUGAAGCCAGAGGAGCACAUGUAUAUAAAGGUAAACAGAUUCCUUCUGUCACACCAGUAUUUGGACCUGAGGAAAGUACCAGGGUUUUUCCAGCUUUUCUACAGUUUUGAUUUCGAGUACAAAACAGAACGUGAGUGGAUUCUCAGAUUUCUUGGAGAAGGGCUACGUGAUAAACAUUGCUAUGAGCUUUAUGACUACCAGAGGAUUUUCCAGGUCAUUCUUUCCUUUUUCAACAGUCCUUUGUGUGAUGAGGGCUCCCAGAGUCGUAUUCUGGAGAUACUACAAAAUGCUGCCCAUGUCACCAGAGCUGCCUAUGAGCUGAUACAAGAUCACAGCCUCUUAACCUGGAUACUGCACAUCUUAGAGAAAAGGUACUUAGAAAACAAAAUGGCUCCUUAUUUUAGC